CUUUCAAUCGUUUGUUAUAAAAACAGUAUUUCCCACUGAUUUUCUUUAUCAAUUUCUUGUUAACAAUCUAUUCAAUCAGCACAAUAAUAGUGCAUCUCUUACAAUGAACAUCGUUUAUCGCAAAACUUGUAUUUUGAUAAAUUUUCUAUUGACAUUGAAUUGUCAAAUAAUAUUUGGCCAAAAUAGAAUAAUUGGAGGAGAUGAAACAACAAUCGAAACAUUUCCAUAUAUGUUACGUCUUCAAAUAGGUAGAACAACUGGUCGUGUAAGAGGUGUUUGUGGUGCUGCAAUUAUUGGUAAAGAAUGGGGAAUCACAGCAGCACAUUGCUUUGAUAACCCAGAGACAGACUUUGAUAAAAUAAGAGUGAUAGCUGGUACUACUGACAUAAAAAAUUUAUCAAUUACUGCAAGAGAACAUAAAGUAAUUGAAGUAAUACGACAUGAACUUUAUAGUGGAGUAAACGUUGAAUCGAGUAUUGGAGCCGAUAUUGCUGUAAUUAAAGUCAGUCCACCAUUUAUUUUUAAUAAUGCAAUACAACCAGUCAAAUUACCCGAAAGUGGACAACCUUUAAAAACCAAUUUUGCCACAGUCACAGGAUGGGGAAACAUUGAACGAGGUGGACCAAGUUCGGCGAUAUUACGAUUUGUCACAUUGCCAAAGAUAAAUACUGAAACUUGUAGAAGAAAAUAUCUGGAAAGAGAUAUAAAAUUGAAACGUGGAGAACUUUGUUAUGGAGUUAAUGAUGGAAUAAAUGUUCAAGAUAAGUGUCAGGGUGAUUCAGGUGGUCCAUUGGUUAAUUCCGACUAUCAAGAUAUUGGAAUAAUUUCUUGGGGCAUUGCUUGUGGAACUGUAGGGUUUCCUGGAAUUUACACUGACAUUCAUCUUUUUCGCGACUGGAUUAAAACUAAGACAAGAAUAUAAUAAAUUAAUUACAUAUUAUAAUUAAUUAGGAAUGAUGUUAAAAUUUGUACUCCGAAGAGAAAAAACUUUCCUUUAAAAAACCGUCAAAUAAAAAAAAUCCAGUUUCAUGGUGGGACAAAAAUUGUAAUAAAAUAAAGUGACUAAGGAAAGUUAGUUAUAAAAACUGGGAAUUUUUUAAAAAUAUGGUUGAUCUUAUAGAAUAUAAAAAAUAAGUGCUUUGUCAAAAGAAACUUAUAAAAAAAGAAAAGAGGGAUUUAGCAAAUUUUCUGAAGGUAUUAAAUUUCGUACAGAUUGUAUUUAUGUUUGGAAUAAAUAUAAAAUUUUAAAAAAUAAA
Messenger RNA from Leptopilina heterotoma, 1256 nucleotides. Its product is annotated as trypsin-1-like. Gene Ontology annotation, molecular function: serine-type endopeptidase activity. Bases 104 to 922 code for a protein of 272 amino acids. NCBI's taxonomy places the organism in Eukaryota, Metazoa, Arthropoda, Insecta, Hymenoptera, Figitidae. The record is from RefSeq and is a predicted model, not a curated record. The transcript has 6 exons. Gene Ontology annotation, biological process: proteolysis.